AUGGCCCCUAUGCUAUUUGAUGAUGAUGACUUGGUGCACACACUCUCCGAUGCUGACGUUUCCGACGAGGAGAGCGACGAGCCGGAGAAGCAGCCCUCCGGCAAGAAACGAAAGCGGGACGAUGGCGAGGAUAUUGAUACCGACUUCGAGUUUGCGGACGGCACAGAAGCGUUGGCAGAUUUCGAUGGUUGGGCAGAAGGAGAUGUAGUAGAUGACGAUUUCGAACGGCUCAUGAGUGGCCGAAAGCGAAGGCGUCUAUCAUCUCAACUGGAUAUUCCAUUCGACGAAGAUUCCGUAGGCGCCACGGUACCUUCUCCGACUGAAGAUAACGAAGCGGACGGUGACGACGUGGCGGAUGAGUCAGGAUCUGACGAAGACCCGUUACCGCAUGAUCAGCAAGGCCUGGGGCAAGACGAUGAGAAUGAAGAAGAGGAGGCCGAUGAAGUAGAUCCUGGAGGAAGCGCAGAGUCCGAGGCCGGGUCGCCGGGUGCUGUCGGCGAUGAUACAGACGCCAUGGAGCGAGAGAAAGAAGCUGCGUUCUUCGCUCCAGAAACCACCUCGAAGCCAGAGAAUGAGACGUCUUUCGGCGCUAUGUCCCUUUCACGCCCCAUCAUGAAAGGUCUGGCCAGCGUAGGUUUCAGUGCAGCAACGCCCAUCCAGCGCAAGGCUAUACCAGUUGCUCUUGAAGGCAAAGAUAUUGUCGGAGGCGCAGUGACCGGAUCCGGCAAAACCGCAGCAUUUAUGAUUCCCAUCCUGGAGCGCUUGCUUUACAGACCCAAGCGGGUCGCCACCACACGAGUUGCAAUCCUCAUGCCGACGAGAGAGCUCGCUUUACAGUGUCUGGCUGUCGCGAAGAAGUUGGCAGCAUUCACGGAUAUUACUUUCGGCCGCGCCAUCGGUGGCCUGAAUCUCAGAGAGCAGGAGAAAGAGCUCAAACUACGACCAGACAUUGUCAUCGCCACGCCGGGUCGGUUCAUCGACUUCAUGCGCAAUUACAACGCCUUUCAGACCGAUAAGAUUGAAAUCCUCGUCCUUGACGAGGCAGAUCGUAUGCUUGAGGAAGGCUUCUCCGAUGAGCUUAACGAGAUUCUGAAGACGAUACCUAAGAGUCGUCAGACCAUGCUCUUUUCCGCGACGAUGACUUCACGUGUCGACGACCUAAUCCGCGUCGGCAUGCAGCGACCCGUACGAAUCAUGGUCGAUGCGCAGAAAGCCAGCGCAUCUGGCCUGGUUCAGGAGUUCAUCCGACUGCGACCCGGCAGAGAGGAGAAGCGGCUCGGUUAUCUGAUGCACCUUUGCACGCAGGUGCACAGAGACCGCGUGAUCAUCUUCUUCCGGCAGAAGAAGGAGGCUCACCGCGUGCGUGUGAUCUUUGCACUCUGCGACUUGAAGGCUGCGGAGCUGCAUGGUUCAAUGAGCCAAGAGCAGCGCAUCAACGCAAUUGAGAGAUUCCGCUCCGGACGAGCAUCGUUUCUAUUAGCCACGGAUCUCGCGUCUCGUGGUCUGGACAUUAAGGGUAUCGAGACCGUGAUCAACUAUGAAGCACCCCAGACCCACGAGAUAUACCUCCAUCGCGUGGGCAGAACUGCUCGGGCGGGACGGAAAGGUAUCGCUUGCACUCUUGCUGCAGAGCCGGAUAGGAAGAUCGUCAAGGCUGCGGUCAAAGCUGCCAAAGCUCACGGUGCGCAGGUCCGCCAACGGACUGUUGACAAGGAGGAUGCUGAUGCGUGGCAAAAGCGCUGCGACGAUCUCCAUGACGAGAUCGAAGAUGUGCUGCGUGAGGAAAAGGAAGAGCGGGUGAUGCAGCAGACGGAGCGUGACAUCACAAGGGCGGAGAACGUGGUGAAGUAUGAGGAUGAGAUCAAAGCUCGGCCGAAGAAGACGUGGUUCGAGAGUGAGAAGGAGAAAGUGGCGGCUAAGAAGCGAGGUGCUGAGGUGCUGAACGGGCCUUUGGAUGCGGCGGACGAAGGCAGGAAGGAGAAGAAGAAGGGAGGCAAGCUGAGUAAUAAGAAGAGAAAGCGGCUGGAGAUGCGAGAUGAGAGGAAAGCUGGUAGGACGUGGAAGAAGCCCAGCAAGGGUUCCGCGAACAGCCGUAAGUGA
Molecule: messenger RNA, 2100 nt
Organism: Baudoinia panamericana UAMH 10762
Lineage: Eukaryota; Fungi; Ascomycota; Dothideomycetes; Mycosphaerellales; Teratosphaeriaceae
Exons: 1
Coding region: 1-2100 (699 amino acids)
Molecular function (GO): ATP binding; RNA helicase activity; nucleic acid binding
Source: RefSeq, a predicted model, not a curated record